AUGAGAUAUCAUUAUACCAUGCUAGCCUCGCUUGCCGCCUCAGGGGCUGCGUUCCCGUCCAUGGCAACGAAGAGAGACCUGGAGAAUUUGAGUAAGCGCAAUCCAGAACCCGAAGCCCAUCCCGAGCCACAAAUACUCGGCGGAAUCGUCGGCUCACUCGCCAACACCAUCACUGGACUUCUCGGAGCCGUGGCACAAGGGGCAUUAAACCCUGCAAACAAGCGGCCGGAACCGGGCUACGACUUCAUCGCACCCGGCCCCAAUGAUAGCAGAGGGCCCUGCCCGGGCUUGAAUCUGCUUGCGAAUCACGGCUACCUGCCUCGUGAUGGUCACGUCAACCUGGGCCAAGUAAUUGAAGCCACUGCUCGCGGGUUCAACAUGGGCCCCGACCUUUCGACCAUUCUCGGUGUUUUUGCCGUCCUCACUGACGGAGAUAUCGCAACCGAGUCUUUCUAUUUAGGAUCUGGCCCAGGGAAUGUUGGCGGUCUGAACAGGCACUCAACAGUCGAGGCCGACAUCUCACCUAACCGUGAAGAUUUCUACAACGGAUGUGGUGAUGCUCACCAUGUCUCGUCCCGUUUGUUCAAGCAGAACGUUGAUAUCGUUGCAAAAAGUGGAACGAAGCAGUUCGAUCUGACAAAUAUGGGGACACAAUACCAACAACUGUCCAUUUUCUCUCAAAAGAACAACCCUUACCUCUACUACUUUCCUUUCCCUUUGAUCGUCUCUGUCGGCGCAUUUGCCUUCUAUCCCAAUUUCUUCAGCAACGGCACCUACGGACUCGGAGGCGUUGCUAAUUAUGAGUCCAUUUCAUCCAUCAUCGGAGCAAAGUACGACACCGCGACGGGGGAAUUCCAGUACGUACCCGAAACAUGGCCCGCCAAAUGGUACCGCCGUGCAACGCCAUACACUGCAGUUCAAACCGUAUUGGAGGGCCUCCUCAUCUACCUCCGCAACCCUGUUACUCCGGCUGUUGCGCAGCUUGGCACAGAAAAUCUUAAUGCCACGACUCUGCUGUGUGAUGUUUACCAGGGCAUUAAUUCAAUGGUGCCGCUCUUUGUCUCCGGGACUACGGAGGAGGUGGCCGCCGCGACGACAUGGGCUAUUUCGAAGCUUGACCCCUACUUUUCCAACACCGUUCUUGGCUGCCCGACCAGUGUUCUCUCUCCAAACGAACCUAGCCUCCUGUUUCCCAAUGCCAACCAGCAGGGCGGUCCGCUCAAUCCUCCUCCCAGUGUGGCCAAACACAUUGGCAACAAUGUCUACUACAAGACGUACUUCACUUCAGCGCCGGUGACACCGGCAUGCUGA
Colletotrichum phormii is the source of this 1311-nucleotide messenger RNA. RefSeq lists its product as uncharacterized. NCBI's taxonomy places the organism in Eukaryota, Fungi, Ascomycota, Sordariomycetes, Glomerellales, Glomerellaceae. Gene Ontology annotation, molecular function: peroxidase activity. Bases 1 to 1311 code for a protein of 436 amino acids. The record is from RefSeq and is a predicted model, not a curated record. The transcript is spliced from 3 exons.